This is a messenger RNA of Laccaria bicolor S238N-H82, 1275 nucleotides long. RefSeq lists its product as uncharacterized. The coding region runs from base 1 to 1275 and encodes 424 amino acids. The transcript has a single exon. Lineage: Eukaryota; Fungi; Basidiomycota; Agaricomycetes; Agaricales; Hydnangiaceae. The record is from RefSeq and is a predicted model, not a curated record.
AUGCUGUGGACUGCAGCUGCCGUCUCCACAAACACUAUCAAUCGAAAACGGCGGAGAAAGUUGCCCCAGUUGCUGGACAGGUGGUUCUCCCGGUCAAACUUCCCGCUUCCGUUAUCUUUCAAAUUUACCUCUGGGAAUGAGCGUCAUGAGAAGGCGAUGAAAACGUUCACCGCCUGCAUCACUCCAUUUGCCCAUCGAUUUCGCCACCUUGACCUUGAUUUACUCGGUUUUGUCUGUCCGAUCCCCACGGAACUUCAAUUAUCCACUGCAUCACAGCCAACACAGACGCAGCUUAAUCGUCCUGGCAUAUUGUGGUCUACCCUUCAAUUUCUUCAAUUAGAAUCUGCCAUUAUACGGGAAAAUGUCAACAUCAAAAGUGACUCGAAAACCCCUGUCUUCCCCUUUGCACCCCGCCUUCAGCGGCUCCGCAUGGACAGCCUUUCAUUCGAGGGAGGCACCCCCCUUCAGCUCAUUCUUCCGUGGAGUCAGUUGACCCACCUCAUCCUCGUCGGUCUCCUUAAAUCCCAUUUGUGGCUGCAGCUAUUUCCAAUGUGCCCAAACCUCCAGCAUGGUUUAUUUGACCUCUACGAGGAAUUCACCCUGGCUCCAUCAACCGCUAAACAUGUAAUAUUCCAUCAUCUCGUCGAUCUCACAUUCGGAUUCAGCGACCCAAUAAAUCCCAGCAUCCUCGGUCAUUUUGACUUCCCAGCGCUCAAGACUCUGAGGCUUCAAAAUGACAGCGACAUCACCAGUUCCGAUGGAGCUGACGAUGUAUUCUGGACAGCGACCACCCGCCGUCGGCUCUAUCAACAAGUUGCUCCGCUUGAGAGGCUUUCUCUUGGCGGAGGUUGGCCUUUUGUUUGUAUUUUUAAAGCUGCUGCGCACAUCGUCGAGCUGGAUCUUGAUGAUAUCUUGAACUUUCAGCCGUAUCUCCCAUCGCUGCAGCACCUUCCAGAUGGAGAUUCACUUCUAACAAAUCUGAGAGCUCUCUCUGUCAAUAUUGGUGGUCAUUCGGAGUUACAGACAGAUGUGCUCGCCAACAUCGUCACAUCAAGAAGAUGCGCUCAUCUUGGAAUCGAGAAGCUCACAUUAUAUCCAUGUCGCGAUUUUGAAAGUCAAAAAUAUGUGAAAAAGUUAACCGGGCAGCUUCAGCCUCUCAUUGACGACGGAUUUAUUCUGGAGCUUCGCGAUGCGGCAAUGUUUACUCACUGGUACAAACGGCUCGAUCCGACGGCGACCGCAUGGCGUGAAGGGAUUUUUGAUAUUGAAGACUGA